Messenger RNA from Porites lobata, 7384 nucleotides. The record is from the annotation of a GenBank genome assembly. NCBI's taxonomy places the organism in Eukaryota, Metazoa, Cnidaria, Anthozoa, Scleractinia, Poritidae.
CAGAUAGCAAAGAUGUAGUCCGCCAUGGUUUUCGCGUCUUGGCAAAAGAAAUAUUUUUCCCAAUUCAACUAUGGUAAGAAGUGCUAUUUCUAUUGUUUUUGGAUUAGCGAUAGGUGUAAGAUUUGACAACAAUUUGCCUUUGGUUUACCCAAUUAUUCGGCGAAAUUAUCAGUGGUAGCGAGCUUUGCGUACUCUGCGUACUGGAGGCGUCUGCUCAACUCGGUGGUGAAGUUAGAUAUUAAAGCGCCUAAAAAUACUGCGUUAUUAAAGAAAUCUAGUGCUUUUACCGGCCACUAAUGCUACAAGUUAAUGGACUAUUUGAACAAUAGAACAUUGCAGGUGAUUCUAGCGGGAUAAUUUUCUCUGAUAAUGGAUUUUGAGAUAUAAUUACAAAAUUUUCCUGGCGGUACCUUUGUCAACCGUGAUAAAUGAAAUCUCACUGCUUAUAAAGCCCCUGAAGAAGCUUGAGUAGUUUUCUCGCACAUAAAAGCUGAAAGCCCUAUAUCUUAAAAGAAGUGAAAAGGCACCGAAACUAAUGGAGAUUGUCCAUCUUAUAAUUAAAAUAUAUUUAUUUGUUCAGCUGAAAUAGUUUUUUUGUAUCCAAAUGGGUUAGGUUGGCCUGUCAAGUGGCCAAGUGAGGCCAUUACCUAUUUGUGAUUUAACUGCCUUGACAACAUAACUGCGUGGACAAAUUGAUGAAUUGUUCCAGUUGCCAACAAUGACACAACCUGACCCAAUUUCUAAAAAAAAAUUAAUAAAAAGGGGGAAAAUAUUAGAGCUUACUAUGGUCUCCUGUCAUAACAAUGCAGUACAUUGUAUUCAACAUUUAAAAACUGUGUGAAAAAUGAACAUGAUGAAUACAGGGCUAGAAAUUAACUUGAAUUCCAGCUUGUCCUUUGGGCAAGCAGCUCUCAGCUUUUGCUUCCCUGGAGAGACUUCUUACUCGUCUUAGUUAAUGAUUUACUGGUAGUUAGAAGAUGACUCACUAAGACCUGGCCUUGCCCAUGGGCCAUUGGGGCAAGUAAGCUUUAAAAUGUACUUGUUCAGUAAGAGAAUCUAUCUAUCUUGCAUUACCGGACUGGACUAUUUUCAGGCCCGGGAAUCCAGCGAACAAAUAUGUGCUGAAAAUUAAAGGAAAGUUGUUAAACUGUGUUAGCGUUUGUUGACUAUGCAGAGGAUGUCAAUAAUAGAACUUUUUCUCUUGUUUGUAACAUCUAAAAUAGGUAACAUUAAAUCAACAAAAUCUAUGGUAAAAUCUGUAGGAUUUUACCCUGGAAAAAGAAUGUCCCUCAUAAAAACAGAAGCCCAUUAGAACUAACCAAUUAACAUACAAAAUUCACAAAACCUUUAAUCAUUUUGCUUUUUUAGCCCCGACACAGCUCAAACGAGUAUUCCUUAGAAAGGCUAGUUGAGAAUAACAACAGAUUUUCACAGACAAGCCAUUAGUUCACUGGUUUCAAGCUUUGCAUAGCAUAAAUUAUUCACUUUCAAAUGACAGCACCAUAUAUUACCCACCAUUUUUCAUAAGUUAUUAUGAUUUUGGACUGAAAAAAGUAUUAUAUCAUCUGAUAGUUUUAUUCCAAUUCAUAAGUACCAAAUUUUCUUGGUCAUUUAAAAUUUUAGAAAGUACUUAACAACUUAGCCUCAAAAGGAAAUUAAGAGAUUUUACUUAAGAUCCAAGAUGAUUUUAGAGCUGUUUCUGGAUAAUGCAUUAAUACUUUGUUUAAAGGGAUUUUUUUAGGAUAAAACCUGUCAUCUGUUUCUUUGUCUGAACAGAAAACACUGCUUUGCAUUAGGAGUUCAGGAAAUUACUUUUGCUAUCUCUGUUUUAUAAAGAAAUCUAAAAGUUCAUCAUGAGCUUCAAUGAAGUUCUAAAUUUCCUUCCAACCUGCUGGUCAUUGUUGUUUUUAUAACCAGGAAAAGCUGUGAUUCAAUAUUAAACAAAAUAACAUUGAAACCAUUCUCUUGGCUAUGAAGUUGUCAUAGCAACUUAAUGUGUAUUGUGUGGAGUCAAAUGUUUCUGAUUUUAACCCCAAAAAAUACAAAGCUCUCCGACGUGUUUUUUUUUUUGCCUACUUUAUUUCUCAAAAACGAAACUCAAACUAGCAAAAAAAGUUCAGAACAGUUUUUACACUAAAUCAAAGUCACAUACAAAAAUUCAGUAACUUUGAAGGCCUUUCAAGAAUAAGCAAAAAAUCACAGUGUUGUUCUGGCAGCAGAGCCCAUGAUAUUAUAAACUUUUUGUCAUCUGUGACUGUUUAAUGGUUGUUUGUUGUUUAGUUGUGAGAUUACCACUUUUAGCCUAGAUUACCCAAUAUAUUUUUAAAUAUUAUAAAAGAAGUAAACCAUUUGUGUUAUUUCCUAUUAUGCAUUGUUUCAAUAGAUUGUUAGCCUGCGAGCAAGCUCUCCCAGGGGUAUGGAGUACCCCUGAGAGAGUUGUGAUAAUUACUGUAUGUUUACUGUAUGGUUGAACACUUGAUUUUCUCACAUCUUAAUGAAUAAAUUUCAUGUAUUGGAACUGCGGCAUGGAGAAAUAAAGGUAAAGAAGGAUCUUCUUUGCAUUUAUUUCUUCAUUCCGCAGUUUCAACCAUACGUAUAUGUUGCAACCCAAUUUAAUGACCAGCUCCCAGUUGGCUUGCUAGCUCAAUAACAUUGGUUAGAGCACUGCACUGGUAUUGCAGAGGUCAGGGUUCGAAUCUUGGCAAGCCUAAAUUUUGUUAGGCCUUUUUUUUUACAACUGCAUAAGUUUUGCUGUUAACUGCGAGGAUCUUCUUUGCAUUUCACAUCUGAAUUUUACAUAUAUAUUUUUUAAAAUACACUUUCAACAUGAAAGUGUAAAGAGUUCGGCACUUUUUUGACUAUCACAACAGAAAAAAAAAGAGUUAAACUUGAAGUAGGAGUCAGUUAGGUUUGAUGUUAUGCUCCUUCCCACUGUAAAAAGUACAAUGAUUCAUUAAUGCCUUGCAGCUAGAGACGAUGUACCUCAUGCAGACUUGGCAAGUGAGACAACUUUUUUGCUUGUCUCACGAUUUCCCUCUUGUCUCAUGCUCUCAUGAGCUGAUAACUGAUUGAUUUCUCACACGUUCUCUGAAAUUCACACUCAAAAAACCUUUGGCGACAUCUGUAGGGUUUGUUUCCAAGUUAGAUAGCAAACACUUGAAUUACCAACUUGGUGCAAUGUUUGUAUUCUUCAGCCUACUGUAACUUGCUGUGGCCAAUGUUAAAAGAAACAUGAAUCGCUCAUGAACCCCAGCAAUUGUUUGAAUACGCAGUGAUGAAGGAGAUCUUUUCUACUUUAAAAAGAAAAAUUUCUUUGAUCACCCAUUAUCCCUACUGAAAAUAGUUCUACUAGGAAGAUUGUGGCCUGUGAAAACAGCUGUUUCUCCUCACUCAUGGCCGCUGGGGACAUUCUGCAUUUCGUUUCCUCCUCGCAAAACAUCCCAGUGGCAACAAGCGAGGAGAAACAGCUGUUUUUGCAGGCUACCACUUCUCUUACCUUUCGGGCUUGCAAGCAAAUGCAUGUGAACUUUACUGUUCCAGAGCAGUUGUGCAGGCCUACCAUUACAUCCCCCCUUUUACUAAGAUUGACUUCAUAUUGGCAAGUGUUGCUUACCAGUCAGACAACAACACGUCUGAUGGGCUGCUCUGCGACCAUUGGACAUCAGCAGAUAUUUAACCCAUGGAAAGGGUGACUUCAAGAGGGCACUUAACAGGCAAUUAUCUCGUAAUUAACAGACUCUAGAAGACUGGUGUUGUUGGUAUUUCUAUAACUAUUUCCAUUUAUUCCUGAUUAUAUGAUUGUUUAUUUUUCGUUUUUUGUUUGUUUAUGAUUAGGGAACUGGAGCAUCUCUUGCCAGUGAGGAGGACGUGAGAGAACUGGAAGCUAAUUCAAACUGUAUGUGUACAGCAUGAGAAAACAUCAUAGGGUGAUUAUUAGAAAUAUGGAAAAAUAUGAUGUGUCUUAUAGAAGAGGUAUCAUAAAUAAGAUGCAAAUGUCUCUUGUAAAAGGUGAAAGAAAUGUCUUUGCAUCUCAAAGUAGGUCCACAAUACCUCUUAUGUGUAAAAGAACAGACACUUUGCAGCCGAAAUAACCUGUAGUACCUCUUUAAUCUCUUCAAAAUACUUUGACAAAUUAACUUUGAGUCAGUUUCAUCAUUUUUGUUUUUGUCUUUGUUUUAUUUUCCUCUGUUCUUCUCUCUUUCCUUAAAAGGCACAGGUUAUGAGGAUGUUACGAUUUGGGGACUAGGAUCAAUUUAAUAGAACUUUUACAUGUGUAAUUUACAAGUGUAGCCAUUGUUUUAGAGUCUGAGAACAAUAGCUACACUUGUAAAUUACAUGUGUAAAAGUUUUUAUUAAAUUGACCCCUGGUGCUGGGGUUGGGUUGAUAUUGGAAGGGGGUUCUUAAAAAGAAACAGCCUCAAAGUUUAGAUCUCCAGAGCUUGACAUCUCUGUUAGGGCGUAAGGGGCGCAUAUGGUUACAGUAAAACAAGUAGCAAAACCGUGCAACUUGUUUUGCAGCAUUCCUGCAAAACGAGCUGAAUAGCAAUGCUACACUUUUUACAACCCACGGGACAAACCUGUCUUGCAACAUAUCAGGUUGUUGCAGGUUGCAAAGUUGUUGCAGAAAGCAGAGAGUUGUUCUACUUUUAGAAAAACAAACCAGAAUAAUUGUGCAUUUUACUGGCACAUGGCAAACUUGUUAUGCAACAAGUGACAUAACUCCUGUGUAUGGCAUGAUAUCCGCAUAAUUUUAUCCAGUCAGGAGACAGUAUUCAUGCAACUUGCAACAACCUGAUUUUUUUGCCGGACAGGUUUGAACAUGGGUGGUAAAAUGUGCAACAUUGCUUUUCAACUCCUUUUGCAGCAAUGCUGCAAAACAAGUUUAACGUAUUUCAUUGCCUAAUUUACCGUAGCUUAAGUAUAGUCAUAACAGAAUCCGGCUGAAUAUUUAUUGCAGUCAGUGCAAAAGAGAUACCCAAGCUGAUGAAGAGAUUUGCUCGCUAUGAUCCAGAUGGCAGAAAUGGUGGUAUAACAUUGAAACAGUUUUUGGACAUACCAGAAAUAUCAACCAAUCCAAUAAUGCCUAAAGUGGCCUCUGUGCACCUUGAUUCAAGAUCACGCAAGAUAACAUACAGGUCAUUUAUCAACAUGCUGUCUAGACUGAGUCCACGCAACUCACUUGAUGACAGGAAGGAAUGUGAGUUAUUAUUGUAGCUAAUGCGUCAUUUAAUCAGUCAUUCAUGUUUUGUCUGUCUAAUGUGCAAGUUGUAUAAAUCUCUCCACUGCUAUAUUUUCCAACCUCACUGUAUAAGAGAUAGACAUAAUUUAAUGUCAAAUUAUUCACGUUUCAGUGCAUAUGUUUAUUUAAAGUAAUUUCCUGGUUUUGCACUGUGCAUCACCCACUGCACAUAACAUUGCGACAUCAAAGUUGGCGGUGAUAUUUACCGGUUGCCUUAAAGGAUAAUUAACAAAAGCCCCUUUUAUAGUCUAAAUAGUUUUAAUAGCGAUUAUGAUAACUUUUCCCUGCUAAAAUGGUGUAGGUCUUAAAACUUGCCCCAGUCAUUCUGUGAGAUUCAGGGCCUACCUUAGCAUAAGUAGAUGCUGAUGACUUCUUUAUCUCAUGAUGUGAUGAUUGUUUAUGGUUUGUUAACUGCAGUUGCAUUUCAAGUUCUGGACACUGAUGGCAAUGGACAGUUAUCUUACCAUGAGUUAUUCAGUUUGUUUAGAAUGGUGACAGGACCGGUACUGACAGAUGACCAAGUGGUGGAACUAAUAGCAGGAAUUCUCAGCAGGAGCAACCUGCAGCAAGAUUCCAAAGUGUCAUUUGAGGAAUUCACUAAUGUAAGGGAUUUGAUCAUUUUCAUUCUAAGCCAACUUGAAUAGAAAGAGGAAAUCUGAAUCGAACACCGACAACCUGCACGAAGCUUGAGAAAAACAGUCGACAAUUCGCGACGCCACUACUGGUUAACGUCUGAGGAACGAGCGCAGAAAUUCCAUACUGAUGACGUGUCACAGGAUAGGGUUUCUGAUUGAUUGAAGCAAAUCUUCCAAGCAGCACGACCAAUCAGAAGCACUACCGAGAUCUGGGUAUUUAUCCGUCAUCAGUAUGGUAUUUCUGCGUUCGUUCAUCAGACGUCAUAUCAGGGGCACCCAACGAGAACAUAGUUCAAAACCACUUAAACAUAGCAUUGCUGAAUGUAUUUUAGUAUUUAAACGGUAGAUAUAGGCAUAUUUUAAUCCCCUUGAAAUUUUUCAUCUGUUCGGAUUUCCUAGCUGAAAGUCUAGUGAAAAUUAUAGGGAUCAAAACUUACCUUUUCGAAAAUUUCAGCCAGAAAAAAGGCCCCCUAAAAUUCUAGGUGACCUUUUUAGGGUAAAAAUCCGUUAAAAAAUGGGCAAUUAUACCAUUUUUUAGAUGUUCGUAAAUCCAAGGAGAGGCAGGCAAGCAAGAAAUUUUACAACAAAUGUUCGGAAAAUUCUAGAUCUCAAAUCGUCUUCCUAACAGAUAUUUUCUGAAAAUUGACGUUGGGUGCCCCAGGUCAUAUUCAUGGGGAACUUCCCCAGUGGCGUUACGAGAUGUCGACUGUUUUCUCUGGCUAUUAGCCUGCACGCAAUCUCUUUAUGUUUGCAAGCAUAUUCUCCAUACAGUUGGAAAGAAUUUGUUUAGCAAACAAGACUCUGAUACUUACUGGUCGUGUCCAUAAUUUUCAUGGAUACAUAUGUUCAAUUAAGCAUUGUUUUUUCAAAGAGAAAAUAUUUAGAGGCCAGCAGAUUGGAGAGUUAUCUUCUCUUCAAUGAGCUUCAUUUCUCAGGUUUAAAGGGUUUCAUAUCUCUUACAGCAGUAGCAUAAUGAUUUGUCGAACACACGUUUAAUAGUUGAUUUGCUCGUAUUUGAUACAUAGCUCUAGCUUUUUAAUGUGUUCAUUUCUGUACUAAUUGAUCAAGUUUUAACUUCUAUUGGAUAUUUCAGAUUGUUUCAGAUGAUGAAAUUGAACAGCUUUUCACUGUGGAGUUGCAGCUUCCAUAGUACACGCCAUCAAGUUGGUGUUCCUGGACGCUGGAUACCUUAAAUCACUCCUACCAAGGGGUUGCUUACGUCGGCAACUUUGUCCACCCUUAAGGACGGUGCCUAUUAUUCCUACUGUGCACAUUUUCUGCGCAUGCCAAGGUAGUCGCGCGCGACGCGAAAGAAAUGUGCAACACGCAGGACACGCGGACUGGUUUUGUCUCCUCUAAGUCUGGGAGGUUCUAGUUAUUUCUUGUGGAAAAGAUGCGUCGUUUUUCAACAGAUGAAAAAUAAUUUUUAUUAUAUAAACUGCAGUGUUUUACAAGGAUUUCUACCACCGAGAAAUGUGGUAUCUGAACACACGUAAAAAUACGAUAUUUU